This is a messenger RNA of Diorhabda sublineata, 2658 nucleotides long. RefSeq names its product dual specificity protein kinase splB-like (gene Cpap1-i). Gene Ontology annotation, cellular component: extracellular region. NCBI's taxonomy places the organism in Eukaryota, Metazoa, Arthropoda, Insecta, Coleoptera, Chrysomelidae. Gene Ontology annotation, molecular function: chitin binding. The transcript has 6 exons. The coding region runs from base 56 to 1957 and encodes 633 amino acids. The record is from RefSeq and is a predicted model, not a curated record.
UCAAGAUGUAUCUUCUUCGUUGUAUGGGAUUUCAGUCGAUUUUUGACUUACCACGAUGAAGGGUGUUAUUGUUUUGUUUUUCUUAGUAUUUGUUUCAGGGCUUUGUACCCAAUGGGUUUUUGCAGUAUUUUUAAACCACAGACCAUUUCCAACAUACAGUUUAGAAAACAUGCCAUCGACGGGGUUUUCUUGCAGAGAUAAAAUAUUGGGGGGUUACUACGCGGACGCCGAAACGCAAUGUCAAAUGUUCCACAUUUGUGUUAAAGUCGCCGGAGUAGGGGUGCAAGACUUCAGAUUUUUGUGUCCCAACGGCACAGCUUUCGAUCAAGAUCAUCAGAUAUGUGCCGAAUGGGAAGACAUAGAUUGCGACGCGACCACCCUGUAUUAUUCCAGUGAUAACUUCGAUUUGUAUCGAAUCGGAUCUGGUUAUGAAUCAAAAGCACACAGAUAUGGAGAAGACGAAGAAACGUUUUCGUUACAAAGAGCAGAAACGGGCGACGCGCGAAUAAAUCACGAUCAACAAACAAAAAUUGUAGAUCAAACUAAAACACCACCAAGAAGUUACCAAAAUUCACCAAGACAGAGUUUCAACAACAACAACAACAACAACGAAAAAGAUAUAUUUAAAGGUUCCAGUAGUUCAAACUUUUAUAAUAAUAGAAAUAAUGGAAAAGAAAGAGACGAAGAUUACGACGAUAAUAUAAAUAUCAAUCAAAAUCGAGAUUACGAACGUAAGAGAAAAGUCGUUAGGAACAGAUCGAGAAGACCAGUACAAAACGAAAACAAAAAUAAUCAAAUUAACGAAUUCAGUAACAAAAAUCAAGAAUCUAGAUCACAAACUAGAAGACCAGUUAAUCAAAAUACGAGGUUCGUUAAUAAUUUCGCCGGAAGUUACGAACCAUCAACAACUAAACCAUCUACAACAACCCCGAACGCAAAUCAAUACACAACAACAUUAAAUAAUUAUAGAAACAGAAACGGACAAAGACGACAACAAUUUAGCGAUUAUACAGAUAGUCCCACGUUCACGAUUAGUACACCAGCUCCUUUUAAACAACAAUACAAUACGCCACCUAGUAGAAGUACUGGCAACGUAUUUGCUACCGAAGAAAAUACUUCAAAAGUUUACGAAACGACUAAAGUGAAGCAGAUAUACGAUAAAACUGAAAAUUAUCCCAACAACAAUCCCAAAUAUAGUACCAGUUUCGAUAAGAAGCAAACUACGUCGUAUAAACAGACGAAUCCAAGUACUUUAAGUCCGAAACCGUUCAGCGUUUCUAACAGUAAUUUCCCGACGACUUUCGCUCCUAGAACUAACGCGGCUUACAGUCAAAUAGCUCAACAAACCGCCGCUUACAACCAGAACAGACAGAGCAGUCAGAAUAGUCCUUCAAGCACGCCGAAAAGUACUCCUUUCACCCAAUAUACACCUACUGUGCCGAAAAUUAGUUCGACUACUCCGAUCAGCAGGUCCCAGUUUAAAUUAUCAAGAAAUAGAGAUUUAUUGGAUAUAAAAAUCAUAAGAUCGAGCCGCUUCGAUGAAACUCAAUACGACGACGGAUCCUACAGUUCGAAGUACGACUACGAUGGCGAUAAAAGAGAAGACGAAUUUUUAAAAACGGCGCACAGUCAGAAUAUAGCUGCGAGUAGAAACGAGCUACAAAAAACAACGAAUAACAAGCAAACCCAAACGACUGUACCUGUUUCGAGAUCGACUUAUGAAGUACCUAAAACCUAUCCUUCUACUAAGAAAGUAAAUAACGAUGUGACGAAAACGUCUGUUUCUACGAGUAAGGUUACGGAAUCGCCAAAAACUACAUCGAAAACUAUCGGUAAAAAACCAGCGCCGCCUAAGAAGGAUUACGAUUAUGCUUACUACGAUACCGGGGUGGGAAGCGAACCUGAUUAUGACAUUCAUACCGAGAUUAAAAAGUUAGAUGAUGUCGUUCUUGUUUAAGAGUGAUUUGUUGGUGUUUCCUAUGAAUUUUUCACAAAACUGUUUUUGAUAAAUUUUUGGAUUUUCUAUAAAACUUUAUAAAAAUUCAUGAAUAUUAUUAUAUAAUUUGAAGGAAUUGUUAAAAAAUGUUGAAUUUGGUAUGGAGCAAGAUGGUAGAUAUUCAAAUUCUCUAUAAAAUGGUUCUAAAUCACUUGUUUCGUAUUGGCAACUUAAAUUGAGAUAUUUGCUAUAAUCUAAUAAAAUUUAUUUGCUUAGUAUAUUAAAACAUUUAUAAAGAAUUGAAAAAUUCGAAGUUUUAUAUUGAAUUUAAUAAUUUUUAAAAAAUUAAAUUAAUAUUGACCAAAUUUGGAUAUUACAAAAAGUAAUUUGGGACAAUUUUAUAGAAAAAUUAUAUAUGUAGAAGAAAUUAAUAAAAAAAAACGAAGUGUACAAUAAAAUUGUUAUCAUAGGGAAGCAAUUAAAGUUAUUGGGUAGCGCGAAAACAUAAUGUAACAAAACAGUACCUAAUAUUCAAAAUACAUAAAGCAAAAACAAUGAGUUGAUUGAAAAAAAUUCUGGUUCUUUUUUAUUAGCUCAAUUAUUAUUUAUUGGUAAAUUAGUUAAAUCAAAAAACCUUAUAAUUUUCCGCUAAAGUCCGUUUGACACCGCCGUCUAUUUAAGAUUGUAUAUAUUGUAAUUUUAUUAAUGAAAAUAAAACUAUU